Messenger RNA from Ilex paraguariensis (yerba mate), 1362 nucleotides. Lineage: Eukaryota; Viridiplantae; Streptophyta; Magnoliopsida; Aquifoliales; Aquifoliaceae. The record is from the annotation of a GenBank genome assembly.
AUGUGUAACUGGCCUCCUACUACUAAUAAAAAAGUUGGAGGACCAUCUGUUGAAGUGCAAAAGGAACGAUCUGCAAGUUUGAAGCCUUUGAGAGAGAAGACAUCAAAGGCUGAAAGGCGUGCCCUUCAAGAGGCUCAACGAGCCGCAAAAGCUGAAGGAAGUAAGGCUCCUGUGGCCACUUCUGGAGUGCUUUCAACAAAUGCAGCUCCGGCAAAAGCUACAAAGGCUCCCUCACAAAAGAAAGACAGUUCUCCAGGUGCAGCUUCUGAGAGAAGAGGAGGAGGUGAUCGUCCACCAGAUAAAGAGAGGAAGAAAGAUGUCCCUCAUCCUCGCAUGCAGUUUGAUGACAAGAGUCGAGUGGAGAAGGCAAAAAAGCGUUCAGUAGUGAAACAAACUGAAGCUAGGAAUAGAGUUGAACUAUUUAGGCAUUUGCCUCAAUAUGAACAUGGAACACGACUUCCUGAACUUGAGUCAAAGUUCUUCCAACUUGAUCCAGUUCAUCCUGCUGUCUACAAGGCUGGGCUAAGAUAUUUAGCUGGUGAUAUAUCUGGUGGCAAUGCCCGUUGCAUUGCUAUGCUUGAAGCAUUCCAAGAGUCAAUUAAAGACUACUCAACCCCACCUGAGAAAGCUCUCAUUAGGGACUUGACUGCGAAGAUAAAUUGUUAUGUGUCUUUCCUGAUUGAAUGCAGGCCCCUUUCGAUCAGCAUGGGGAAUGCAAUUAGGUUUCUUAAAACUCGAAUUGUCAAAUUACCUUUGACUUUGUCGGAGUCCGAGGCAAAAGCAACUCUUCUGUCAGAUAUAGAUCGUUUUAUAAAUGAGAAAAUAAUUUUAGCAGAUAAGGUGAUAGUCAGGCAUGCUGUAACAAAAAUCAGGGAUGGGGAUGUUCUUCUCACAUAUGGCUCAUCGUCUGCCGUCGAAAUGAUUUGUUUGCAUGCCCAUGACAUUGGCAAACAGUUCCGUGUCGUGGUAGUAGAUUCGCGUCCAAAGCUUGAAGGACGACUAUUACUUCAUAGGUUGGUCAGAAAGGGUAUCACCUGUACAUAUACGCAUAUAAAUGCUGUCUCUUAUAUCAUGCAUGAAGUUAAUCGAGUUUUUUUGGGGGCUUCAUCGGUGUUGUCUAAUGGAACUGUCUACUCAAGGGUUGGGACUGCCUGUGUUGCUAUGGUUGCUCAUCAAUUCCAUGUUCCCGUCUUAAUAUGUUGUGAAGCAUAUAAAUUCUACGAGAGGGUGCAGCUUGAUUCAAUCUGCUCUAAUGAACUGGGUGAUCCAGAUGCCAUUUCAAAGGUUCCUGGUAGAAAGGAAAUCAACUAUUUGGAUGAUUGGGCUAAUAGGGAAAAUCUACAACUCCUGAAUCUAAUGUAA